Caenorhabditis remanei is the source of this 1749-nucleotide messenger RNA. RefSeq lists its product as uncharacterized. Gene Ontology annotation, molecular function: glycerophospholipase activity. Gene Ontology annotation, cellular component: extracellular region. The transcript is spliced from 10 exons. The record is from RefSeq and is a predicted model, not a curated record. NCBI's taxonomy places the organism in Eukaryota, Metazoa, Nematoda, Chromadorea, Rhabditida, Rhabditidae. Bases 1 to 1749 code for a protein of 582 amino acids. Gene Ontology annotation, biological process: phospholipid catabolic process.
AUGAAGUUAUUCUUCUUUCUCUUCGGGUUAUUAGCUGCUGUAGAGCAAGAAAAAGCAUGGCGUGAAGAUAAUAGAGUGCCAGUUGAGCAGAUCAUGAAUGAUCACUCAUCUGCAAAAUUCAAAUAUGAAUAUGUAUCAGUUUGUGUAAAUGGAACAGACGAAACACUCUUGGAUAUUGUUCACGGAAAGGAAUGUAAAGACGCCAAAUCUCGAGUUGCUCUCGGUAAAUACUCCAAUCAAGUGAACACAACUGGAUGGGGAAUUCUCGAGAUUGAGACGUUUGCUAGUCAUUCUUACGAUGUUCAAGCUUACGCAGCAGGAGUUGCUGAAGGAGAACUCACUCGUCUUCAAAUCUAUUAUCACUACCGUAACACCAUUGAAACUAUGUGCAACAACCACACUCUCUUCUGCAAGCGACUCUACAUUUAUCUCCAAGAAAACUUGGAUUGGAUGAGAAGUCAAGUCAUGUCAAAUCCACCAACUGAUCCAUUCUGGCGUCAAGUUAAUUUGACUUUCGCUCAACUCACUGGAGUAUAUGAUGCCUAUAGUAAGAGAAAUCUGACACCUGAAAUUGGAUUCGAUCUCCAUCCUAUCUACAUGAUGCAACUCGCUGGAGAUAUGUUUGACCUGAACAAGUUCCUCAACAAGACACCAGAUCCAAUGGAAUAUCCAGAAGGAGGCAGAUGCUCCGGAUUCAUUAAACUUGCUCCAGGAAACAAGGAUUUGUUCAUGGCGCACGUUUCCAUGUCAUCUCUCAGUUGGAUGCAAAGAAUUCUCAAGAUUUACAAAUUCGGAUAUGAUGUGAAUGAAGUACCCGGACAUAUUGUCACUUUCUCUGGAUAUCCAGCAGCUCUAAUCUCUUCCGAUGACUACACAAUCACUUCGGCUGGACUGACUUCUAUUGAGACUACCAUUGCAAUUUUCAACACUACGCUGUACACUGAUAAGUACAUGAGUUCCAAAGGGCAGGUUCAUUGCUGGGUCAGAUCAAUGGUGUCCAAUUUGUUAUCAAGAACUGGAAAGGAAUGGGUUGAUACGUUUGGAAGAUACAACUCAGGAACUUAUAACAACCAGUGGACUGUUUUGGAUUGGAAACAUUUCACUCCAGGACAACCGAUUCCAGAUAAAGACGUUGUUUGGAUUUCAGAACAGACACCAGGAUAUUAUGAGUCUCGUGACAUGACGUGGUACUUGAAGAAAUAUACAUAUUUCUCCUCCUACAACAUUCCUUUCCUUCCAAAAGUCAGCGAGAUUUCUGGAUUUGACACCAAAGCGAAACAGUUCUCGUGGUUCGAAUUGGGAGGAUCUCCGCGUGCUAGAAUCUUCGACAGAGAUCAUAACAAGGUCACUGACAUUGACUCUUUGACAAAAUUGAUGAGAUACAAUGACUUCACUCACGAAGAAUUCGCAAGAUGUAAAUGUACUCCAUUGCCAUAUACUGGAGAAGGAGGUAUUUCUGCUCGUGGAGACCUGAAUACUCCCGGAGGAACUUAUGAAGUUGAAUCAAUGGGAUUCAGAGAUCACGCUGGACUCGAUUUCAAGGGAACUAACUAUGAAAUGUUCAAGAAAAUGAGAUUCCGUGCAUGGGGAGGACCACCAUACGAUCCACUUCCAGUUUUCGACUGGAACCACACAAAUAUCACAAAUGUUCGUCAUUUCGGACAGCCAGAUGUUUGGAAUUUCACCUACGUUGACCUUGAAUGGGAGCUUGCUGCAAAGGUUCAACUCACUCCAUAUCCAACAAACUAG